UUUCACUUCGCCUCUUCUCUUCUCUAUUUUUGUUCUACAAUUCUCCUAGCAACCUCUCAACUCACCCUCCAUUUUUGUUGAUAUUCCACAUAUUAUUUUCAUAUAUGAAGAUGUUGCAAGAUAUGUGGAAUGCACCCCCAGGUUUCAGACCCACGAAAUCGGCUCCAUCUUCCCCGGCGAAACCCCUUGGAGUCUCCAGAACUCGUUCCGAAUCCUUUCACGUUGCCCACAAAGUACCCGUUGGUGACAGCCCUUAUGUCAGAGCCAAAAAUGUUCAAUUGGUCGAAAAAGAUCCAGAAAGGGCGAUUCCAUUGUUUUGGGCAGCUAUAAAUGCAGGAGAUAGAGUGGAUAGUGCUCUCAAAGAUAUGGCAAUUGUAAUGAAGCAGCAAAAUAGGGCUGAAGAAGCCAUUGAGGCUGUUAAAUCUUUGAGAAGUAGGUGUUCUGAUCAAGCACAAGAAGCUCUUGACAACAUCCUGCUAGACCUAUAUAAGAGAUGUGGAAGAUUGGAUGACCAAAUAGUUUUGCUGAGGCACAAAUUGUUUUUGAUACAACAAGGUUUGGCCUUUAAUGGAAAGCGCACGAAAACAGCAAGAUCCCAGGGGAAGAAGUUUCAGGUUUCUGUGGAGCAAGAAGCAACUAGAUUACUGGGGAAUUUGGGGUGGGCACUGAUGCAGCAAAAUAACUACAUUGAAGCAGAGGAUGCUUAUCGUAGGGCACUAGUGAUUGCACCAGACAACAAUAAAAUGUGCAAUUUGGGUAUUUGCUUGAUGAAACAAGGGAGAGUUGGCGAGGCAAAAGAGACACUUCGGAGAGUUAAACCAGCGGUGGUAGACGGCCCCAGAGGUGUAGAUUCCCAUCUCAAGGCCUACGAAAGAGCACAGCAGAUGCUCCGGGACCUGGAGUCUGAAAUGAUGAAUGAAGGUGGUGAUAGAAUUGAACAAAGCAAGCUGUUUGAUGCCUUUUUGGGCUCUUCUGCUAUCUGGCAACCUCAGCCUUGCAAGGAACAUAAUACUAGCACUUUGUGUAAACCUACCAAGUCAAGCCAGCCUCAAGAUGAAUUUGCUAAUGAGAACAUCAAUUCUACUAACAUUAUCAGAAACCAGACAGUUCCUUCUCUGCCAAAGAGUAUGAACCCAAAUAUUUCAUACGGGAACCUACUCAAUAUCGACGCUCCACCAUUUUAUUCGACCAAGAUUACAAAGGAACCAGCAAAUGUUCCGAUUCCAGAAAGUCUGAAGAGAACACGAUCCGGAAAUGCAACUCAAUUGAUGAGAAAAGAGUCUCAGGGGACAAUCACUGAACCAGAAAAUAAGAUGAGAAAGCAGUCAAUUUCACCAGAGAAAACAGAGGAUAGAUGGGCAGGGUUGCUACCAGAUAGCCAGGAUUUUGAAGAUGCUAUAAUUGCUGCUGCUUUGGGCUCAAGUCAGGAAACAUUCAAGAUGGAAGGAAGCAAAGAUACUGGAAUCCUUCCAAGGAAAGUUGACAAAAGAUUGAGGGUUUUUCAAGACAUUACCUUGUCUAUGAGUCCGAGUCCACGAGCCUGACUAACUUUAUUUAUUUAUACCUAUGAUUAGUAAUCUAAUUGCUUUUUUAAAUCACGGUAACAUCAUUGAUUUUUAACUAUCAUCGGAGAUAAACUUGUUCUCCUUUACUCCGUACUUCCUCAAGAAGGUCGUUAUGUUGUAACACCCUAAUGUCUUUAGGUGGCGGUGUCUAAUUAUUGAUAUUGUUGGUGCCUUGGCAAUUAAUCUUCAAUAAAAAGUUAUUUCUUCUUUCUCA
This is a messenger RNA of Solanum dulcamara, 1779 nucleotides long. Its product is annotated as protein POLLENLESS 3-LIKE 2. The record is from RefSeq and is a predicted model, not a curated record. Lineage: Eukaryota; Viridiplantae; Streptophyta; Magnoliopsida; Solanales; Solanaceae. Gene Ontology annotation, molecular function: protein binding. The coding region runs from base 105 to 1544 and encodes 479 amino acids. The transcript is spliced from 4 exons.